AGUUUGCGCUGCCAUGCCGACCUCAACCCCAGCCUAAACCCUAGCAUCUCUCCCUUCGAUUUCCUCCUCCUUCCUUCACCGCCUCUCUCUCCCUCCCUGCGAUCCCCACCGGCGGCAACAAGAUGGUGAAGAAGAGCAAGAAGAGCAAGAGCAAGCGCGUCACGCUGAAGCAGAAGCACAAGGUGCUGCGCAAGGUCAAGGAGCACCACCGCAAGAAGCGCAAGGAGGCUAGGAAGGACGGCAGCAAGAACCACAAGAGCAAGGUCGAGAAGGACCCCGGGAUCCCCAACGAGUGGCCCUUCAAGGAGCAGGAGCUCAAGGCCCUCGAGGUCCGCCGGGCUCAGGCGGUCCAGGAGCUCGAGCUCAAGAAGGAGGCGCGCAAGGAGAGGGCUCGGAAGAGGAAGCUUGGGUUGCCCGAGGAUGAAGAUAUUGCUAAUUUGGCAUCUGCAGCUUCUGCACAGGGUACUGAGUUUGCAGAGAAGGAUGCAGCAAAGGUGGAUGCUUCUGUAGAAUUGCCUAAUAAGAACAAUGAUCAUUCAGAGAGGGCUUUCUACAAGGAGCUGGUUAAAGUUAUCGAAGCUUCUGAUGUGAUUCUCGAGGUUCUUGAUGCGAGGGACCCGCUGGGUACUCGUUGUGUUGACAUGGAAAAGAUGGUUAGGAAGGCUGAUCCAACUAAAAGGAUUGUGCUGCUGCUUAAUAAGAUAGAUCUUGUUCCCAAAGAGUCAGUAGAGAAGUGGCUUACAUAUCUGAGGGAGGAAUUGCCAACUGUUGCAUUCAAGUGCAAUACCCAAGAGCAGAGGACCAAGCUAGGAUGGAAAUCAUCAAAGCUGGAUAAAACUAGCAAUGUUCCACAACGGAGUGACUGUCUUGGCGCUGAGAAUCUGAUUAAAUUGCUCAAGAACUAUUCAAGGAGCCAUGAGCUCAAACUGGCAAUUACUGUGGGUAUUGUCGGGCUUCCUAAUGUUGGCAAGAGCAGUUUAAUCAACAGCUUAAAGAGAUCCCGUGUGGUUAAUGUCGGGUCCACUCCAGGGGUUACUAGAUCAAUGCAAGAAGUUCAAUUGGACAGGAAGGUGAAACUGUUGGAUUGUCCUGGUGUUGUAAUGCUCAGAUCUUCCAACAGUGGUGUCUCUGUAGCACUUCGGAACUGCAAAAGAGUCGAGAAGAUGGAAGACCUAAUCACUCCUGUUAAGGAAAUACUCAAUCUUUGUCCGCACGAGAAGUUGAUGUCUUUGUACAAUAUGCCAAGCUUUACUUCAGUUGACGAUUUCCUUCAAAAAGUUGCCACCCUCAGGGGAAAAUUGAAAAAGGGUGGUAUAGUGGAUGUUGAAGCUGCUGCAAAAAUUGUGCUUCAUGACUGGAAUGAGGGUAAAAUACCCUAUUACACACUGCCACCUAAAAGGGAUGCGGUGGAGGACUCAGAUGCAGUGCUUAUUUCACAAGACGGGAAAGAAUUUAAUGUUGAUGAAAUUUACAAAGCCGAGUCUUCAUAUAUUAGUGGUCUAAAAUCUAUGUUGGAUUUUAGUCAUACAGAGAUUCCAUCGAAUGCUCCACCAGAGAUCAACGAAGAAAUGCUCGAGGAUGUGAAACCUGUCGAGGAAAUGUCUGAUGUGAAGGACCGUGAAGGAAGUAAGUCAACAAGUGGUAGCACACAGCAUGACAAGUUGUACACCGCCGAGGGCAUACUUGAUCCUCGCAAGAAGAAAGCAGAGAAGAAACGGCGCAAGGGAAACAAAUUCAGCGUGCUGAACGACAUGGAUGCGGAUUACGAUUUCAACGUGGAUUACCAAAUGAAGGAUGCGCCUGCAGAUGAUGAAGAUGGCAAGAAAGGUGGUGGAGAUGAACCCGAGGCUAUGACUGGAGUCGACGAUGCGUGAAAUAACCUGCUGUCUGAGAAAUGCCAAGUAGAUGUAUUACGCUGCUAAUGCCUUGUCGAUUGCCUGCCAACAAUGGACAAGGGAUUCAAAUUUUUGUACGUGUUAGAUGAAUGAAGAAUGUGAAUGCUGCUUGUUUCCCCCUCUAUUUUUUGUCUUUGAUUUGCA
Brachypodium distachyon (stiff brome) is the source of this 2039-nucleotide messenger RNA. RefSeq names its product guanine nucleotide-binding protein-like NSN1. NCBI's taxonomy places the organism in Eukaryota, Viridiplantae, Streptophyta, Magnoliopsida, Poales, Poaceae. The coding region runs from base 123 to 1874 and encodes 583 amino acids. The transcript is spliced from 8 exons. Gene Ontology annotation, cellular component: nucleolus. Gene Ontology annotation, molecular function: GTP binding. The record is from RefSeq and is a predicted model, not a curated record.